Oncorhynchus keta (chum salmon) is the source of this 963-nucleotide messenger RNA. Its product is annotated as transcriptional regulatory protein AlgP-like. The coding region runs from base 1 to 963 and encodes 320 amino acids. Lineage: Eukaryota; Metazoa; Chordata; Actinopteri; Salmoniformes; Salmonidae. The transcript has a single exon. The record is from RefSeq and is a predicted model, not a curated record.
AUGUUUGACAAAGAGUAUCUCCCUUCACAUGUGAAGCUGAGAUAUGUGAGAUAUGCGCUGAGAGCUCUCGUGCCCGAGCAGUGCAUCAAAGCCGUGCACCAAGCCGUGCACCAAGCCGUGCACCAAGCCGUGCAUCAAAGCCGUGCACAAAGCCGUGCACCAAGCCGUGCAUCAAAGCCGUGCACCAAGCCGUGCACCAAGCCGUGCACCAAGCCGUGCACCAAGCCGUGCACCAAGCCGUGCACCAAGCCGUGCAUCAAGCCGUGCACCAAGCCGUGCACCAAGCCGUGCACCAAGCCGUGCACCAAGCCGUGCAUCAAGCCGUGCACAAAGCCGUGCACCAAGCCGUGCACCAAGCCGUGCACCAAGCCGUGCACCAAGCCGUGCACCAAGCCGUGCACCAAGCCGUGCAUAAAGCCGUGCACCAAGCCGUGCACCAAGCCGUGCACCAAGCCGUGCAUCAAGCCGUGCAUAAAGCCGUGCACCAAGCCGUGCACCAAGCCGUGCACCAAGCCGUGCACCAAGCCGUGCACCAAGCCGUGCAUCAAGCCGUGCACCAAGCCGUGCACAAAGCCGUGCACCAAGCCGUGCACCAAGCCGUGCACCAAGCCGUGCACCAAGCCGUGCAUCAAGCCGUGCACCAAGCCGUGCACCAAGCCGUGCACCAAGCCGUGCACCAAGCCGUGCACCAAGCCGUGCACCAAGCCGUGCACCAAGCCGUGCACCAAGCCGUGCACCAAGCCGUGCACCAAGCCGUGCACCAAGCCGUGCACCAAGCCGUGCACCAAGCCGUGCACCAAGCCGUGCAUCAAAGCCGUGCACCAAGCCGUGCACCAAGCCGUGCAUAAAGCCAUGUAUCAAGUGUGUGCUGAAGGGAUAAUGUUGAAGAAUCUGAGUAUAUACGGUAUUGUAAUUGUGCUGGAAAUCACGUUCCUAAUUUCCCAGAGUGCCCGAUUAGGGUAA